AUGAAGAUGAUUCGUUUCUUAAAAUCAAUGUCAAGGACAGUUCACGAAGAACAUCAUGACCAGCUGGUGAAGCAUAAGACUGAUCCUGAUCCAUAUCACGAAGGUACAUGUCCCUCAUCACUAACAGUGUGGAGAAAGUCACUCGUAAUUAGUUGUAAUGGAUUUACAGUGAUCGAUUCCGGUGGAAAUUUAGUGUAUCGGGUCGAUAAUUAUAGCGGACGACCCGAGGAAAUCACUCUCAUGGAUGGCUCUGGAAUACCCGUCCACACAAUGCGUCGUUGCAAGACACUUAGACUAGUUGAUAGCUGGUUUGUAUAUGAAGGGGAAGCUGGUGAUCACCAUUGUAGAACAAGUAGUAAAUCAUCAAAGAAGCCGAUUUGUUCCGUAAGGAAACACGUAAACAUUUUACAUUCCAAUCCGAAUGUACUUGCACAUGUAUUUCGAGGGAGCUCAGAUAAAGGAUAUGCAUACGUGAUUGAAGGUUCAUAUGCUCAUAGAUCAUGCAAAGUGUUAGAUGAGUCAAGGAAGGUAGUGGCUGAGAUCAAGAGGAAGGAAGCGAGUAAGGGAGGAAUAUCAUUUGGGCACGAGGUUUUUGUUUUAGUCGUGCAACCUGGCUUUGAUCCUGGAUUUGCUAUGGCUUUAGUUCUACUAUUGGAUCAAAUGUGUUCCUAG
Messenger RNA from Quercus lobata, 672 nucleotides. Its product is annotated as LURP-one-like protein (DUF567). The transcript has 2 exons. NCBI's taxonomy places the organism in Eukaryota, Viridiplantae, Streptophyta, Magnoliopsida, Fagales, Fagaceae. The record is from RefSeq and is a predicted model, not a curated record. The coding region runs from base 1 to 672 and encodes 223 amino acids.